CCAGGGCGCGUGGGCGGCACCAGGGUCAGCUGUUCCGCGUCCGCCCCGCCCAGUGCCCGGGUCCUAUAAGUGUGGCCCCAGCCUCGGAGCCCUGCGUGCGGAGUGGCCGGCAGUGCGGAGCAUGGCCUGGAACACCAACCUCCGGGGGCGGCUGCCCGUCACCUGCCUGAUCCUGCAGGUGGCGAUGGUGGUUCUCUUCGGCGUGUUCGUGCGCUACGAUAUACAGGCGGAUGCCCGCUGGUGGUUGGAGAAGAAGCGUAAGAACAUCUCCAGCGACAUUGAGAACGACUUUUACUAUCGCUACCCGAGCUUCCAGGACGUGCACGCCAUGGUCUUCGUGGGCUUCGGCUUCCUCAUGACCUUCCUGCAGCGCUACGGGUUCGGCGCCGUGGGCUUCAACUUCCUGCUGGCAGCUUUCGGCAUCCAGUGGGCGCUGCUCAUGCAGGGCUGGUUCCGCUUCUUCGAAGGAAACCACAUUAUCCUGAGCGUCGAGAACAUCAUUGAAGCUGACUUCUGUGUGGCAUCUACCUGUGUGGCCUUUGGGGCAGUUCUAGGAAAGGUCAGCCCAGUCCAACUGCUUAUCAUGACCUUCUUCCAAGUGACCCUCUUCUCAGUGAAUGAGUAUAUCCUCCUGAACCUGAUAGAGGCAAAGGAUGCAGGGGGCUCUAUGACCAUCCACACAUUUGGCGCCUACUUUGGGCUCACAGUGACCUGGAUCCUCUACCGAAAAAACCUGGAGCAGAGCAAGCAGAGACAGAGUUCCGUGUACCACUCGGACCUUUUUGCCAUGAUCGGCACCCUCUUUCUGUGGAUAUACUGGCCCAGCUUCAAUUCAGCCAGCUCCUUCCACGGAGACACCCAACAUCGAGCCGCCCUCAAUACCUACCUCUCCUUGGCGGCCAGUGUACUGACCACAGUGGCGGUGUCCAGUAUCAUUCACAAGAAGGGCAAGCUGGACAUGGUGCACAUCCAGAACGCUACGCUUGCAGGCGGGGUGGGCGUGGGCACAGCCGCAGAGAUGAUGCUCACGCCUUACGGCGCCCUCAUCGUGGGCUUCUUCUGUGGCACCUUCUCCACCCUAGGAUUCGCGUACCUAUCGCCAUUCCUGGAGUCCCGCCUGCGCAUCCAGGACACGUGUGGCAUUCACAACCUGCACGGCAUCCCUGGCAUCAUAGGUAGCAUCGUGGGCGCGGUGACAGCGGCCUACUCCUCCCCAGAUGUGUACGGAGAGCCAGGGAUAGUCCACACGUUUGGCUAUGGGGGCUAUAAGGCGGACUGGACCAGGAAAAUGCAGGGCAGUUCCCAGAUAUUCGGCCUCCUUCUGACCUUGGCCAUGGCCCUGGUGGGCGGCAUCGUUGUGGGACUCAUUUUGAAAUUGCCCUUCUGGGGACAAGCUGCUGAUGAAAACUGCUUUGAGGACACCAUCUACUGGGAGAUUCACGAAGAGGUGAACAGUAUUGUCUACAUUCCUGAGGACCUCGCCCAGAAACAUCCUGCUCCUGUGGUACACUCAAUACCCUUGGUACUUCCAACACCUUCAGCAUCCUUGGUUGCUCCAGUACCUCCUACACCUCCAGCAUCCUUAGCAACUCCAAUACCUUCAGCAUCUUUAAUACCCUAAGUUCCCAAGGCAGGUGAGAAGCAGGCUUCAAAGACUGUCCCCAAGCUCUGGGAAGAGCUGGAGCGACCUAGCUGGGGAUGCAGGAGCAGGACAGCUGCAGGGCCUGCUGACCUGGCUCCAGCACCUCCCACACCCCCUUCAUCCCAGGGGGGCUUGCCUGAGAAUGGAGGAGAUUCCGACAAAGGGAGCACCAAGCCAGGGUCAGCUGCAGGAGGUCUGCCCUGCCCCUGCCUGGGGUCAUGAUGCUCCAUAUCCUGUGGAAAAUGGCUGGGACGGGAGUGGGCUUGACCCUCCCAGGGGGCACCACUUCAUGAACUCUUCCAGCCCUGCCUGUCCUCCAACUGUAUCUCCCAUGUUCCCCGGGGACCCCAGACCACUCUAUCCCAUGUAGUAAAUAAAUGUUGUUGGUGUUCUUUGUAGAA
Molecule: messenger RNA, 2043 nt
Organism: Peromyscus leucopus (white-footed mouse)
Lineage: Eukaryota; Metazoa; Chordata; Mammalia; Rodentia; Cricetidae
Gene: Rhcg
Product: Rh family C glycoprotein
Exons: 11
Coding region: 122-1621 (499 amino acids)
Biological process (GO): ammonium transmembrane transport; ammonium homeostasis
Cellular component (GO): plasma membrane; basolateral plasma membrane; apical plasma membrane
Molecular function (GO): ammonium channel activity
Source: RefSeq, a predicted model, not a curated record